AUGGCUGACAAGGCUCAUUCCGAUACAAACCCUCUUUUGCGCCGUCCUUUGUACAUCUACGAUCUUCCGCCAGAACUGCUGCUUUCCUUGACUCCAGCGGGACAGGUACAGGAGCAGUCGCAGCCACAGACACAGCCACAAAACUCACUCCCCGAGUCAAUACCCACAGGUCGAGAGAGCAGUCCUAACGAAGAUGGCAUUGCGGCCCCAACAUCAUGUGCACUGUGUAGAGUUUCCUUCGACAAUGUCCAAGACCAGCGACUGCAUGUCAAGUCGGAUUUCCACAGAUACAACCUCAAACUCACCAUAAAACAACUCCCUCCGGUGGAUGAGGCCACUUUCAUUAAACUGAUCGGUGACCUGGACGAGUCACUCUCGGGAUCAGACUCGGAGGGCUCUGACGAGGAAGAUGAGGGCGAGGCCAAAGGCGGCGACAGCACACUAACUGCUCUGCUCAGACGCCAGGCUAGGAUAUCUCAUCAGCAGUUCGCCGACGCCACUGAAGACUCCAAAAAGCGUUCGUUUGGUAGUGCACCACUGUUAUGGUUAACAACUCCAAAACUUGGAAACGAUAUCGGGUUAGGCGUCUAUCGAGCCAUCCUAUCAACCGAGGAGCAAGACCAGGCAUCCACCUCUCUUGUGGACAUUCUCAAAAAGAAGCAGCUUAAACCGACAGUUGCCAAACACAGUGGGAAGUCGCAAGGAGACUCAUCACAAGCGAUGAGAACCGAUCCCCAUUUUUUCCUCUGCAUGAUCGGGGGCGGUCACUUCGCUGCUAUGGUCAUCUCAUUGGUACCGGAACUGAGAAAAGGCCCUGGUGGCAUCGAGGAGCGUCACCCAGUCGUUAAGGCCCACAAGACCUUUCACCGAUAUACCACGAGGCGGAAACAAGGUGGUUCUCAAUCCGCAAACGACAACGCGAAAGGAAACGCCCACUCAGCGGGUUCAUCCAUCCGCAGAUACAAUGAGAUGGCCUUGGAAGCCGACGUCAGAGCAGUGUUGUCAGAAUGGAAAGGCAUGAUCGACGCCGCCGAGUUGCUCUUCAUCCGGGCUACCGGAAGUACCAACAGAAGGACUUUGUUCGGCCCCUACGAAGGUCAAGUCUUGAGAAGCAAUGACAAGAGGAUACGUGGGUUCCCAUUCAGCACACGUCGGGCCACUCAAGGCGAGCUUUUGCGUUCGUUUCAAGAGCUCACUCGACUGAAGGUGGGAAAACUUGUUGAGCCGAUCGCUGAGAAGAAUAUAUCCGAGAAAGCUGCAGCGAAAGAGUCGAAACCGAAACCUCAAGCACCGAAGCUUAGCAAGGAAGAGGAAACCGCUCAGUUUCAUACUUCUCAGCUUCAAGCCCUUAUACGGCGUUCAAAGGCACCUGGAGUCCUACUCUAUCUAACCAAGAACGAACUAUCCCCAGAUUUCACCUUUUACCCUCCUGCCGACCACCAUCACGCGCCUACUCCACUCCACCUCUCCGCAUCAACAAAUUCACCGCCAUUGGUUCUAGCCCUCCUUACCAAGGCUCACGCCGAUCCUACUAUAAAGAACGGCGAUGGCAAGACAGCAUAUGAAAUCGCAGGCGACACCAAAACCAGAGACGCCUUCCGCAUCGCUCGACACCAGCUUGGAGAAAAGGCGUUCGACUGGUCUGCGGCGCAUGUUGCCUCACCUCUUUCACAAGAAGAAUCCGAUGCAAAGGCGGCACAGGAGAAGGCGGCCUCUGACGCUGCAGAGGCGCAGCGCAGAAAAGCCGGCCUCGAACAUCUCCGACUGGAAGAGGAGAAGCGUAACGUGAACAGGAUCGAGAAGAAAGCCGGAGCAGGCAAGGCGCUCGCAGCCGCAGUGGAGAAGACCGGGGCGGAUAAGAGAGAGGAAGAGGUGCGUGGACUGACACCCGAAAUGCGCAUGAGGCUAGAGAGGGAACGGAGGGCAAGGGCGGCCGAAGAGCGGAUCAGGCGCAUGCAGGGAGCGGGCUGA
Molecule: messenger RNA, 1971 nt
Organism: Fonsecaea nubica
Lineage: Eukaryota; Fungi; Ascomycota; Eurotiomycetes; Chaetothyriales; Herpotrichiellaceae
Exons: 1
Coding region: 1-1971 (656 amino acids)
Molecular function (GO): protein binding
Source: RefSeq, a predicted model, not a curated record